CAUCAAGCCGGGCUGUUUUUGUUUUUUGACGUUUCUCAACGCGACUCACCAAAACAUCGUCCACCACGUUUUUAGGCAUCGAAGCAGUUUCGUGCGGUGCUCGUAAAUUUUGCGCAAAGAAAGUUCGUACACCGCCAGCAAGAUGCCGAAAGUGAGCUCCCGUUCGGGGCCGCCCCGUAAAUUGUCGACCAACAAAUCGGGUCACUCGAUGAACCCGGAACGGUCGACCGAAGGGCUUAAAGGGGUUGCCAAGCCCCGAAGCAAAUCCACCAUCAAGCGGCUGCAGAUGUACCGGAAUUUCAAGGCGAAGCGGGACAGAAAGGGAAAGAUUUUGACCCCGGCUCCGUUCCAGGGGUGGGUCGCCAGCGGUACUGUGGCUCGGGUGGAACCAUCUCCGAAAUGGUUCGCUAACUCUCGGGUGAUUUCGCAAAGCUCGCUGCAGAAGUUUCAGGAGGAGAUGGGCAAAGCGGUUAAGGAUCCGUACAAGGUGAUCAUGAAACCGACCCAGCUGCCGAUUACUCUGCUGAACGAAACCGCUCGGUACCAGAGGGUGCAUCUCUUGGACACGGAGAGUUUCGAUACAACGUUCGGACCGAAGACGCAGAGGAAGCGGCCGUCGUUGAAGGUGCGCGAUUUGGAGGAUUUGACCAAGAAUGCAGAGGAUUUGGCGGAUCGGUACGACGAGGGCAAGGAUCGGGACUUGGAGCGAGAGGAUGAAGGAGUGAAGGAUCAGGUUCGGGAAUGGAUCUUCGCCGCCGGACAGAGCAAACGUAUCUGGAACGAGCUGCACAAGGUGAUCGAUUCGGCGGACGUGUUGCUGCAGGUGCUGGACGCUAGAGAUCCAAUGGGAACGCGUUCGAAGUACAUCGAAGGAUUCUUGAAAAAGGAAAAGCCCCACAAACAUCUGUUCUUCAUCCUGAACAAGGUGGAUCUGGUGCCGAUUUGGGUGACGCAGCGUUGGGUGGCUCUGCUGAGCAAGGAAUAUCCGACGAUUGCUUUCCACGCUUCGUUGACGCAUCCCUUCGGAAAGGGAGCUUUGAUCAAUCUGCUGCGGCAGAUCGGAAAGUUGCAUGUGGACAAGAAGCAGAUCAGCGUUGGGUUCAUUGGGUAUCCAAAUGUGGGAAAGUCGUCGGUUAUCAACGCUUUGAGAAGCAAGAAGGUGUGCAAAGUGGCGCCAAUCGCCGGAGAAACCAAGGUGUGGCAGUACAUUACUCUGAUGAAGAGGAUUUUCUUGAUCGAUUGUCCGGGAGUGGUCUACCCGACGGCCGAAACUGACACAGAAAAAGUUUUGAAGGGCGUCGUUCGUGUCGAAUUGGUCAACAAUCCGGAAGACUACAUUGAAGAAGUGCUGAGAAGAAUCCGUAGGGAAUAUCUUCUAAAGACGUACGGAAUUACCGAAUGGAGUUCGCACAUAGACUUCUUAGAGCAGAUCGCUAAAAAGUCCGGAAAGCUUCUGAAGAAGGGCGAGCCGGAUGUCCAAACCGUGGCCAAGAUGGUUCUCAACGAUUGGCAGCGUGGACGAUUGCCGUUCUAUGUGCCUCCGGAAGGAUUCGAGAUUCCCAAAUCCGUUCUGGACCAGACCACGGAUGGAGAAAAGGCGGCCACGGAGGAUGAACAGAAGAGUACGUUCUCGGGAGUGACGGCCACACCAACCAUUCCCGACUCGAUUAAAAAGGGACGAGAACUGUUCCAGAUUCAGGACUUCCGCAAAAUCAAGGUCAAUCUGGAAUUCGAGAGCGAAGACGUUCGCGAGAUUGACAAAAUUGAUCUGGAACUGCUGGAAAAGCUCAAGGAAGAGAAGAAGCAAGAGGCCAAGGCAAAGAAAAAGGCCAAGUCCCAGAAUCCGGAGAACGAGGAUGACGACGACUCGUCCGGAAUUUCCGAUUUCUACUCGGAAGACGAGUACGACGAGGAAAUGGGAAAGGUCGUUCACAAAAGUGCCAAGGCCAAGUCCGCUGCUGCUGACAAGGGCAAAACAAAAUCUGCGAGCGGAAACUUCGACGUGGAGGAAGAGGAAAGCACGGAAACUGCAGCGAAGGGUCUGCCCAAGAUGACCGCCAAGCAGCGAAGAGCCGUCGAGAGGGCAUCCAAGCGCAAGAAGAUCGGAAGCAACUUCUACGAAACGCAUAACGUCAAGAACCGGAAUAGGAACAAAAAGCCGAAGGCACCUUGAGUUUCGGAUUCUCUAACGUUAAUUUAGUGUUUAAGCCAUUGUGUAAAAUAAAUUUCUUCCAAG
Aedes albopictus (Asian tiger mosquito) is the source of this 2236-nucleotide messenger RNA. It is a transcript of the gene Ns2, whose product is annotated as nucleolar GTP-binding protein 2. The record is from RefSeq and is a predicted model, not a curated record. Gene Ontology annotation, cellular component: nucleolus. Bases 143 to 2173 code for a protein of 676 amino acids. The transcript is spliced from 3 exons. Lineage: Eukaryota; Metazoa; Arthropoda; Insecta; Diptera; Culicidae. Gene Ontology annotation, molecular function: GTP binding.